Molecule: messenger RNA, 1951 nt
Organism: Bactrocera neohumeralis
Lineage: Eukaryota; Metazoa; Arthropoda; Insecta; Diptera; Tephritidae
Exons: 1
Coding region: 151-1857 (568 amino acids)
Source: RefSeq, a predicted model, not a curated record
UGUCAGCUUUUCAAUAGUGUUGUGUGCAUUUGUUGGAGUUUCGGUAUAUGCGCGGCUAGGAUACAUAUUAAUUUUGAUAACUUUCAAGCUACUGAGUCGAGUUCAGCCGAUUUCACACAUGGCUUCAGAGAUUUACUUCAAAUACUGCAAAUGGAGGAACGGUUUUACGGUUAUUUCCUACUUCGAAAUCAGCCACUACAUUGUGUGGAUCAAGACUUACCGUUGAAUUUUGCACUGCCCUCCCUACAAUGGAACCAGAGUUACUCGGGCUAUGUAAGGGGUACUGGUAAUAGCAUGAUAUUGCCGAUAAUUUGCGUGCAGCAUCUCAGCGAUAAGGACUACUUGCUGAAAUUCGCUGAAGACUUGCAACACUUACGCAAAAGACGCAUUUUGGCUAUAUACAAUAGGAAUUUCACCACUAACGCUUUAUCGGCAAUCGAAACAUUUUUUCAAUACUGCCAGCAAGUGAAAUUUGUUAAUGUAAUACUCGUACAUCGGGACUUCGCCAAUACACACAUCUAUCAUUCGUACAAUCAGUUUCCCGAAUUCGAAUUGGAAACACGUGAUAUGCGCAACAGCACAAGCAUCUAUCCGAAUCGACUGGCCGACGUUGCGAAGACAAAGUUGAACAUCUUGGUGGACCAAGUUGAACCGAAUACAAUGUUUUACGUGAGCAAAAGCGGUGCACUUUAUAUAGCCGGUUAUAUUGGCCAUUUCAUAGCGAAGUUUGCCGAGAGAUAUAAUUUCCAGUUAUGGUUGCCUGAUAACUAUAAUUCUACUACCGAACAUGCUGUUUACGCCGAAGAGAUCCGGCAAGCGGCGCGUAACGGUUCAAUCGAGGUGGGCGCCAGUUUGUUAACACCACUAAAGGAAAUGAAUGUGCAUGGUUAUGUUUAUCCGAUUGAAUUCUUUCAGUGGCUUACCAUGAUGCCGGUAGAGCCACCAUUAGAAACGUAUCAGUUCUUCAUAUUAUUCUUCCGUCCCGCUGUUUUAGUUGGACUUUUCUUCGUCAUUUGGUUGUUAUGCUUUGUUAAUGCCGUGCAGAUAAAACUGGUGUGCAGAGGCAUACAUUGGAAUCGCACCGCAAUAUUACUGCUUAUAAUUCCCUGGGAACUGAACUUGUUACGUGGGCUGCUCUGUCAAUCUACCGCUAUACGCGCUAAAUGUUUAAGUCGACGCAUUUUAUUUAUAUUAAUUUUUUUACUCGGUGGCAUGUUGGGCAAUUUCUUCUCAACAAAUCUGGUUAAAUGGCUAACGGUACCACCGCACGAAGAGCCGAUUGAAAGCUUUCGUGAGGCCGCGAAACGUAAUGUGAAAAUACAACUUGCCGAACCAGCUAUAUCGGAUGUUAAAUUUUAUCGUGGCGAAGAUUUUUGGAAAGAAAAUAGCGACGCUUUUCACAUCGUAAAAACAAUCGAUGAAUAUCAGGCAAAUAUGCGUAAAAUGGAUAUUCGUUAUGGGUAUGUGAUUGAGUCCCUAGCUUGGCCAAUUAUUGAGCAUCGCCAACGGUAUUUCACACAUCCAUUAUUUCGCCUGUCGGAAAAUCUUUACUACACGAAGGGCUCACUACUCAGCCUGCCCAUUAGCGAGAACUGCAUUUACAAAGACCUUUUGAGUGAUUUCUAUUUGCGUUCACGUGAAUCGGGUUUACUAAGUCAUUGGUAUGAUAUCACAUUUUUUCUUAUGGUCAGAUUAGGACGUUUCACUCUGAAGGACCUUAGUAUUGUGAAAAAGCACGAGAUACUCACACUAAAAGAGUUCGAAUGGGUUUGGUUGGCAUAUGGGGUUGGUAUGGGUUUUAGUUUAUUGACGUUUUUGUUUGAGUUGCAUUGGCAUCAUUUUUUUGGAGGCGUUUAACGGUAUUAAGCUUUAAUGCAAUGUGGGUAAAUAUAUGUAUUCUAAUAAAAGAUAAUAUACUAACAAUAUAUGUAUUCAAAAGAAUACUUUAUUA